Sabethes cyaneus is the source of this 4159-nucleotide messenger RNA. RefSeq names its product SKI2 subunit of superkiller complex protein (gene tst). NCBI's taxonomy places the organism in Eukaryota, Metazoa, Arthropoda, Insecta, Diptera, Culicidae. Gene Ontology annotation, molecular function: ATP binding; RNA helicase activity; RNA binding. Gene Ontology annotation, cellular component: Ski complex. The transcript is spliced from 6 exons. The record is from RefSeq and is a predicted model, not a curated record. The coding region runs from base 71 to 3676 and encodes 1201 amino acids. Gene Ontology annotation, biological process: nuclear-transcribed mRNA catabolic process, 3'-5' exonucleolytic nonsense-mediated decay.
AUUAUUUUUAUUUACUUUGCUUUGUGUCGAACCCCGAACGGCAACAGCAACAGAAGUCAGUGUUUUCGAUAUGUCCAUUGAUCUUUCUUGGUGGAAGAGACCGCCAGCGAUUGUAGAAGAUACUGAAGAUGUACUUAGAAAAUAUAUUUUGGAACCAACGAUCCCUAUCACUGAUCCAAUGCUUCAUUUCUGCCCGCGUGUUCCUGCCAUUCAUACUUUAUACAACAUACCUCGUGCUCCGGUCAGCUCUCGCGUAGUUCCAAUACGAAACCACGAAACAGGCAAAAUUAUUAACUUCACUGAACUUCGCAUUUAUAACGCAGGAAGCAAUGCUAGAAACUCAACAUCUUUGCAAAGGGAACCCUGUCCUGCAGCUGAUUCAACAAGAGGAUCCGCAUCAAACUUCCCCUUCUGGCCUGGUGGUUUUGAAGAACCGGAACAAACUAUACGGCUAGUUGAUACUGAUAACAGCGAUUUUGAAACGGACCUCAAGGCUUGUCCACCAGGAUUCGUCAACGGAUUGAAUUUCACCAAACAGGAUUAUUCUCAAAGCGGUAUUGUUGAUUUACUUUCAAUUAUUGAACAAGACCUUGAAACAGCCACUGUUCUGCAAUUGCACAAUGAUGAUGAUAAUGAACAAGUGCGUGAAAACAAUCCUAUAAAACGAUUUGAGGAGGUAUUGAUUGACGACUCCUUACUUGAUUCGGAAAAAAAGGAAGAAACUAUACUUAAAAUUGCAGAGGUCAAAACUAACACGGUUGAAACUGCGGAAUGGGCUGAAAUUUUAAAUGUAUCUAGGCCUGUCAUAGAUUUUUACUUGAGGGUUCCGGAUAUGGCUCAUAAAUACUCCUUUGAAUUAGAUAUUUUCCAAAAACAAGCUAUUAUUAAACUUGAGGAACACAAUCACGUUUUUGUAGCUGCACACACGUCAGCGGGUAAAACAGUAGUAGCAGAAUAUGCCAUUGCCCUAUCGAAAAAGCACAUGACUAAAACAAUUUACACAUCUCCUAUAAAAGCAUUGUCAAAUCAAAAAUAUCGUGAUUUCAAAACAAUUUUCAAGGAUGUUGGACUCAUAACUGGAGAUAUCCAAAUAGACCCCACAGCUUCUUGUUUGAUUAUGACUACGGAAAUUCUUCGCUCAAUGUUAUAUUGUGGUAGCGACAUAACUCGAGAUUUGGAGUACGUUAUAUUCGAUGAAGUUCACUACAUAACGGAUGCCGAUCGUGGACAUGUUUGGGAAGAAGUUCUUAUCUUGCUGCCGGACCACGUGUGUAUUGUGAUGCUCAGUGCAACUGUACCAAACACGCUCGAAUUUGCUAACUGGGUUGGCAAGACAAAGAAAAAGCGUGUGUUUGUCGUAAAUACACCAAAACGUCCAGUUCCACUCAAACAUUAUUUGUACACGGGUUGCGGCGGCAAAUCAAAAAACGACAUAUUUUUAAUAGUGGAUGACCGCAAUACAUUUUUGAACGAUGGCUACAGAAAAGCAAAAGAAACUUCUAUGGCUAAAUUAGCAAAAAAUAUAGCGAAAAAUUCUUACCGCCAAAACCAAUUUAAUCAUAAACAGGAACAAACUCUCUGGAUAGGAUUAAUAGAGCAUCUACAAAAAACCGACAAGCUUCCGGUUGUUGCCUUCACUCUUUCCCGUAACCGCUGCGAUAAUAAUGCAAAUGCUUUAAUAUCGUGUGACUUGACAACAGCUCGUGAAAAAUAUUUUAUAACAUCAUUCUUCCAAUCGUGUUUGCAAAGGCUUAAGCCACCGGAUCGAGUACUUCCACAAAUCAUUCAAAUCCAAAACUGUCUGCAGCGAGGAAUCGGUAUCCAUCAUAGUGGAAUAUUACCCAUUCUCAAAGAAAUAGUCGAAAUGCUUUUUGCUCGUGGGCUGGUAAAAAUAUUGUUUGCUACAGAAACAUUCGCUAUGGGUGUUAAUAUGCCAGCCAAGACGGUUGUUUUUGAUUCAACCAAUAAGUUCGACGGUCAAACUACUAGAAUGUUAAGACCAGCUGAAUACACACAAAUGGCAGGUCGGGCAGGCCGGCGGGGAUUGGACUCAGAUGGAACUGUUAUAAUAAUAUGCAAAUCAAAUGUUCCAGAUGAAAACGAUUUAAAAAACAUGAUUCUAGGCAAACCAAUGCGGUUGGAGUCUCAAUUUAGAUUAACAUAUGCUAUGAUUCUAUAUUUAUUGCGAGUUGAACUAGUCACGGUAGAAAAUAUGAUGCGACAUAGCUUUAGAGAAUUUGGAAAACAAUUGAAGCUGCCGGAAAAUAAAUUCGAACUCAGCAAAAUGGAAAAAGAAAUUUCAAAAUUAUGUGAGUUAGGCGAACACAUGAAACCGCUGUGUCAGUUUUAUGAUGCUGCAGCAGAGUAUAUUGACAAGUGGAACCAGUUGAUGCCUACGAUAUUUCUGUCACAAAAAAUUUCCAACGAGAUGAAACCUGGUCGUAUCUUGGUCAUUUCCUGUACACAACACUACAACAAAUUAGCAAUUUUACUGUCCUUUGAUAAUAAAUCUGCUAGCUUCAAGAUUCUAGUAUUAAACAAUGAAACAACAUCCUUGACGGUUGAGACAGAUAUGUUAAAUCGUGGAAAAUUGUGGCACCAGAUGUUGGCUUUAUCUGCUCAAUACAGAAAUUUUGUACCAGAAGAUAUUGGGGGUCACUGCGUACUUCAGAUAUCAGUUGAGAAUAUAAUGAUGGUUACUAAACAUUUCAUCAAAUGUGAUCCGAUAAAAAUUAUUCAAAAUUGGGACAAUAGACAAAUACCUAGAUUCAAGGAUCAGCCUCCGUCACAGUCUGUGCUCGAUGCAGUAGUUGCUCUCACUGAGCUUAAUGCAGCCGUAUUGAAUCAAACAACGCAGUUGGAGAGUCUAAAAUUUCAAUGGAAUUUAAACCAACUUAAACAAAACGAAAAUUUAAUAGCAGCAAAAGAAAAUUUACAGCAAUACGUUCCUUACACUGACAUUUCGAAUUUUGUACAAGAUUUUGCCACUGUCUUUGAUCGCAAACAGUUGGAAAAAAAGAAGGAAGAUCUCCAGUAUCAGGUAUCUUAUAAGAGCAUGUCUUUGUAUCCAGACUAUUGUAAUAAAUUAAAAGUUCUUCAAGAGUUGAAGUAUAUCGAUGAGUUGCAACAAGUUGCUAUGAAAGGGCGCGUAGCUUGCGAAAUGGGUCAGAAUGAAUUGAUUAUAACGGAAUUAGUACUCCGAAAUAUACUCACCGAUUUACAACCGUCAGAAAUUGCAGCCCUGCUUUCUAGUUUAGUUUUUCAAGCAAAAACAGAAAUCGACCCGAAAAUGACCGAAACAGUAGAAAAGGCAAAAAAGAUGUUCGAAGACGUAGAAAAUGAUAUAUGUCGCGUUGAAAAACUACAUGGCGUAAGUGAUAUGCAAGAUGGUGAUAAAUUGAAUUUUGGACUGGUUGAAGUAGUAUAUGAAUGGGCACGAAACAAACCAUUCGCAGAAAUAAUGGAACUAACAGAUAUCAAAGAGGGUAUCAUCGUUCGGUGUAUCCAGCAGUUAAACGAAACUUUAUGUAAUGUAAAAGAUGCAGCACGUAUAAUUGGGGACCCUAUAUUGCAUAGUAAGAUGGAAGAAGCCUCUAAUGCAAUUAAAAGAGAUAUUGUUUUUGCUGCGAGCCUAUAUACCUCUAGAACACCUAUUGAAAUUGGAGAUGAUGCCUAAUGAAAGGUUGAAGAGUUGUUUCUAAAUUUGUAUUACAUGUACGCUAUAUAUACCAACUUUUGCUCGCUGCACUAUACCCUUAGUGCCCUUAGCUAGCACACUUAGUGAAAGACAUUCGUGAGUCUAAGCUGUCAAAGGUGAAGAAAUGUGAAUUGCUCACCAACUCUUCCGGUCGACCGACCUCUAGCUUAAGGCAAUGACAAGCCAGGUAAAAACUCACUAAUUACGUGUCGUUCCGCCUACCUAAAGAAGACGUCUGCAUUAAGUUUGAAAUACAGUAAUGUUCCGAUUUUGUCAGUUCUCGAUUUUGUCUACCCCAAAUUUGAUCAGCUUUUACAUUUUGUUUAACUUUUGUGCUUUUAAGCAGGAUUUAUAAAACAUUUUAGUCUGCAUGAAACUAUUCUGAUCCCCAGCGGAGAGUUUUUGAAUAAAAUGAUGACUUUUUGUGGGGUCAAAAUUGGGGUUUUUUUCAGCGAAGUAAUA